Messenger RNA from Fusarium oxysporum Fo47, 5053 nucleotides. Its product is annotated as JmjC and ePHD domain-containing protein. Gene Ontology annotation, cellular component: nucleus. The transcript has 5 exons. Gene Ontology annotation, biological process: chromatin remodeling. Lineage: Eukaryota; Fungi; Ascomycota; Sordariomycetes; Hypocreales; Nectriaceae. Gene Ontology annotation, molecular function: histone H3K9 demethylase activity; histone H3K36 demethylase activity. The record is from RefSeq and is a predicted model, not a curated record. The coding region runs from base 230 to 4726 and encodes 1498 amino acids.
CUCAGACUCAGGUUCUCACCCACUGUACCACCUUCCAAGUCUGCGCUCACGCCCUUUUCGUCCGUCAUACUCAACACUUCAGCGCGAAAAUCUCUUGACGGAGUAAUUAAUUCUUUUCGCCGCAUCGAUAUUCUCAAUCGUCUGUACUACGCCGCAGCGAGAAACGGAUCCGAAAUUUAGAAUUCCUCCCUCAAUGGCACCGUCGCUGAUUGCGACGUGAUCGCCCACCAUGUCGGAGUCGACGUCCACGUUGAUCGACGCUGGCAUUGCUGUCGCUGCUACACCACAUUCUCACGAUACGGUCGUCACGACUGCGCCUGUCGAUACCAACACCAAAAACCCUACGACCGCUCAACCUGGCGCUACCUUUUUGCAUUCGCCUCCCGAUAGCAACAACACGGCGAAGUCUGAUGGUUCAGAUUCUGAGUCUGAGUUGAGCGAUCUUGAAGACGAACCCAUCCUGAGCGAUCCACCGCAGCCUGUUUCUUCUGGCGAAAAUGUCAACAGCGACGAUAAGAAGGAAGAUGCCGACGAAGACAUUGACAUUGGAGAGGUCCUGCCAGAUUCCUGGUCUGGUGCUGUUCCUAUCUUUAAGCCUACCAUGCACCAGUUCAAGGACUUCAAGCGCUUCAUGGAAGCCGUCGAUAGCUAUGGAAUGAAAUCCGGCAUCAUUAAAGUUAUCCCCCCGCAAGAAUGGAAAGACGCCCUUCCCAAACUCGACGACCUUGUGAAGCAGGUUAAAGUUCGAGAGCCGAUCAAGCAAGAUAUUAUGGGAUCCAAUGGAACCUAUCGCCAAGUCAACAUCCUUCACGGACGAUCCUAUAACCUGCCCCAGUGGCGCCAGCUAUGCGACCAGAGCGAACACCAGCCCCCGGCUAGACGUGGUGAGCGACGCGCCAAUGCCGAGAAGCCUAAAACACGAACUCGGGCUGCAACCGCGACUGUGGCUAAACCUGCUGAUCCUUCGACCCCUAAGAAGAGAGGUAGGGGACGACCUGCCAAGCGAGGAGGUAGAGGGAAGCGGCUCAAGCAAGAACAAGCGGAUGAUAAUGAAGACCGACCUAUGACUCCGGUCUCACCCAAGCCAGAGGUUGCUGAGACUGAGGAUAAACCUGUCGAGUCAGUAGAGAAGGAUCCUGGUGAAGAGGUUGAGGAGGAUUAUGAACCUACUGUUGGUCGCAUGGGUGGUCUCCGACAGGCAAGAACCAAGACACAAACAGUCUCGGCCCGCCGCAAAUACAGUCGCCGAGAGGGAUCCGCUAUGAUCGAUGAAGCUGCUUUUAAAGACUGGGAUUACAAGAUGGACAUAUCCGAGUAUACCCCUGAACGCUGCGAGGAACUUGAGAGGGCUUAUUGGAAGACCCUUACCUAUGCACCUCCCCUCUACGGCGCUGAUCUGAUGGGUACGCUUUUUGACGAAUCCACCGAACAGUGGAAUUUAAACAAGCUGCCUAACCUUUUGGAUGUCUUGGGCGAAAAGGUUCCAGGAGUCAACACAGCUUAUCUCUACCUUGGCAUGUGGAAAGCAACAUUUGCUUGGCAUCUUGAAGAUGUUGAUCUUUACAGUAUCAACUACCUUCACUUUGGUGCUCCCAAGCAGUGGUACAGUAUCUCCCAAGCCGAUGCCCGCCGGUUCGAGGCUGCGAUGAAGAAUAUCUGGCCUACAGAUGCUAAGGCAUGUGAUCAGUUUCUUCGCCACAAAGGAUUCCUCAUCUCGCCUCAGCAUUUGAAGUCGCAUUAUAACAUCACUGUCAACAAAUGCGUAUCUUACCCUGGAGAGUUCGUCGUGACCUAUCCAUAUGGAUACCAUUCUGGUUACAACCUGGGCUACAACUGUGCCGAGGCUGUCAAUUUCGCACUCGAUUCUUGGCUAGACAUCGGUAAAAUCGCCAAAAAGUGCGAGUGUGCCGAAGCGCAAGACAGUGUCUGGAUUAAUGUCUACGACAUCGAGCGCAAAUUACGUGGAGAAGAAACAGAAUAUGAAGAAACCGAGGACGACGAGGAAGAUGACGAAGAUGAACAAGGUGGCAUGCCAACACCACCUUCUGGCUCUGGUGUCAAGUUCAGACUGGCUGGCCGCAAGCGAAAGCGUGCACCUGGCGAGAAGGGAGGCAAGGUCAAGAAGAUCAGACUUCGUCUCAAAUCGAAAGCCGAGCCACCCUGCUGCCUCUGCCCUAACGACACUCCAUCGGCCGAUCUAUUGCUCACAGAUGAUGGUCGAAGAGCUCAUCGACUUUGUGCGCACUAUCUGCCAGAGACGUAUACCGAAACAAUCGACGGACAGGAGACUGUCGUCAAUGUGUCUGAAAUCCACAAAGAUCGAUUCGAACUUAAGUGUCUCUACUGCCGUUCCAAACAGGGCGCUUGCUUCCAAUGUUCCCAAAAGAGAUGCGCCCGGGCUUAUCAUGCAACAUGCGCAGCCGCAGCCGGUGUUUUCGUCGAAGAAGAAGAAAUCCCAGUCUUCGGUGAAGAUGGCACAGAAUACAAGGAGCAAGCCUUCGAGUUCAGUUGUCGAUACCAUCGGACGAAGCGAGAUAGGAAGCUUGAUGGAGAUGCGUUGGAGACUGACUCACGAGUCCGAACGGCAGCUUUAAAGCUUCAGCCUGGCGAGACCUGCCAGUUGCAAUACUUCAAGGGCGACAUCUUUGCUGGUGUCGUGGUUGAAAACCGACACGAUGAGCAAACGUUGCUUAUUGACAUCUUGCCAAAUGGUGACCGCCUCGAAGUCGAAUGGAAAUGGCUACUGGUACCCGACCCAGCCGAUUAUCGCCUGCCAAAGGCAUCGGCAAAGGCCAUUCCGAUGCCUGCGUCCCAGAAGGCCAAGGAGAAGCUCAAAACAAAACGACUUCAUGACGGCAAGCCCCAGAAGGAUGAUCCUUUCGUUGAAGGCUGUACUUGGGCCGAAUUCAACAGCCACCCUGUCGGAAACAAAGAACAAGUCAAGAUCGAUUUCUGCAAACCCGACCAAAUUUGGUAUUAUUUGCCUAAGACAUCGACAGAAGCCCGCGCCCAAUUCACUGAAGAUCCUAGCAACCCACGUCAUAAUCCGAGGGGUAAUUUCCUAUCGACAGUUCCCAAACCUGUCAAGCCCCCAAGGCCGGUUCCAGCAUAUCCUCCACGGCAAGCAUACCAGCCCGCCGCGCCUUAUCCUGCAGCACGACUCGACAAGCCAUAUAUGUACAAGCCACGAACCCCUGCUUCUAACAAUUACCCUGCGAUGGGCAACUUCACCACUCAAAGAUUCACACCAGCUGCCCCUUCGCCCGUUCCAGUCCAGCAACAGCCCGGGAACUAUCGUUAUCCAUAUGCACAACCUACACUUUCGGGACAACAAGCCGCUCCCGCCUACUCUGCUCAAAAGUUCGAGGCUAGGCAAUCACCCGCCUAUACACCUCCCGGAAGCACACCCAGGGUGCAGAGUUCUGCGAACGCAUUGCCACAUUAUCAGCAGAACCAGUGGCACGGAAGAUAUACCUCUGCCCUUCCUGCACCAACCCCUAGUCAUCCUGGAGUAGCCCAUCCCUAUCCACAACCAUACCAGGCUCCAGCACCUGCAAACCACCACCAGGCACAGCAAGCAAGAGUGGCUUUGCAGGCAGAUGUAUCUAUAUUCCAAAAGUAUCCCUUUUUUCAGGUCAACCAUAACAGGGACUCGACUAAGUACCGGACGCCAUAUGCUGCUUGGGGAGGCUUCACCAACGGAUACGAGGGCAACUUCAGGGCUCAUAUUAUGGCCAACAAGGAUGCGUAUCUCAACGGUACCAUCAAAGAUAAUAGAUUCCAGAGCAGUCAGAAUUUCGGCGCCUACCAGCCUCUACACCACCAUCCUCCGGCGCAUGGCCACCAUGCGUCUCCUGAGAGCCAGCUUCGGAUCAGCCAACAACCGAACUUGAAGCAAGUGCCCACGCCAUCUCCAGGAACUGGCACCCCCAGCUUCAGCCAGUUUCCUCGGCCUGCGAUAAAACAACAGUAUUUGCCCCCUAUGCCUGUGCAAACGCAUGCACCGACACAAGCACAAGUACAGGCACCAAUGCAGCCACAGGUGCAGCCACAGGCGCAGCCGCAAAAGUCGACCCCGAAGCCCCAGCAGAGGCCUCCGCAGAAGCCUCCGCAAAAGGCUGAAGAAAAGCCUCAGCAGAAGUCCCCACAGACUGCCCAGCCCCCUAACCAGAGCAGUAAACCUAAGAUUGGGACGAUUUUUAAGGAAUACAAGAUACCCCCGAAAGAGUCGCCAGUACCGUUGCCUGCAAACUUUCUGGCUUCGAUGGCGCCUACGUCUAAGACCCCUGCUCCCGUUGCCGCCGGAAAGCCGAUCUUGCAACAAUCCGAGAGCAAAGGCUCACCUGCUACGCCCAAGCCUGCAGAACCGAUCCGGGCACCUCAGCAGACAUUGUCGAAUGGACAGCCUUUGAACAAUCAAAAUCUUGGGACUAAGGUUUCCAAGACCCCCAUUCCAAUUCCGCGGUUGCCGGGCGUUGCUCAGAUCUCUUCGCAAGGUUCAGCCUCAGCCUCAACACAACAGCAGGGUGCUUCACCUUUCCAGGAUAGCAAGUUGACAUCUACGGGUUCAAACUUGGUACACGCAAUCGAUACAACUGCGCUGGCGACGAGCACCUCUUCCGGACAACAAGAGUUUGCAGACGUUCCUGGAGGUGAAUCUAUGGAAUUCAUGGAUCGACUUAUGGCGAGCAUACGUACAAUAGCCCGUCGCGACGAAACAGUCUGAGCUGUCACCGACACGAACUGCUCUGGGCUAUGUAUCCGAAUACCCUCUUCAAUUUUAGCAACUACCUUUGGAACCAUGGGAAGGCGUUUACGGAUUUCAGUGUUUAUGAUACGCAUCAGGCAAAUGGGAGUUGAGGGACAUGGAGUGAUAUAUGACGAUCAGGUUAAGGCGCAUGACGAAGGAGAGUGUGUUUAUGUAGUAUCAGGUGCACGACAGGCGCUCUUAAAAACGCCAGAAAGUCAACGGAGUUUCAAUGAUUUAAAAGUUAAAACGCCUACAUAGCAAUACGCGAAGUAAAGCCAAAGGCCUCAAAGCACUAUAACAAAA